AUGACAAGAAUGAUAGAGCCGCUUACAGUUGGGAGGGUGAUAGGAGAUGUUGUCGAUGUUUUCAGCCCAAGCGUGAAGCUGGAGGUCGUUUACGGAUCGAAUAAACAAGUUUAUAAUGGGCAUGAGCUCAUGCCUGCUGUUGUUUCUUCAAAGCCUAAGGUUGAGAUUGGCGGUGAUGAUAUGAGAGCUUCUUACACUUUGAUCAUGACAGAUCCUGAUGCUCCUAGUCCUAGUGAUCCUCGCUUAAGAGAACAUCUCCACUGGGUUGUCACUGACAUUCCGGGCACCACUAAUUCCUCAUUUGGCAGGGAAAUUAUCAGUUACGAGGCCCCAAAGCCUGUGAUAGGCAUCCAUCGCUAUGUCUUCGUCCUCUUCAAGCAGAAAGCACGCGACACGGUUCGCCCCCCUCAGUCCAGAGAUUGCUUCAACUCCCGAGUGUUCGCUGAUCAGAAUAGCCUCGGCCUCCCUGUGGCUGCAGUGUUCUUCAAUUGCCAGAGAGAAACAGCCUGCAGAAGUCGACGCUGAUUAAUUAACUAAUGCUAGGAAUAUAUUGAUGAUGCUCUAACUCGAAGUCUGAUUGGAGGAUGGCUGAAGAUUGCAUGUUGUAGCUCUCUGGAUCAGUGAAAGAGCGACACGUCUGGAGUCUAAAAAAUUGUACGGAGCCAGAAGUUAAAACCGACUAUUGUUUGUCUCUAUCAGUUGUGUACUUGAUCUCUUUAUAUAAUGAAUUUUAG
This is a messenger RNA of Asparagus officinalis (garden asparagus), 734 nucleotides long. Its product is annotated as CEN-like protein 1. The record is from RefSeq and is a predicted model, not a curated record. The transcript has 5 exons. The coding region runs from base 1 to 525 and encodes 174 amino acids. NCBI's taxonomy places the organism in Eukaryota, Viridiplantae, Streptophyta, Magnoliopsida, Asparagales, Asparagaceae.